AUGAGGAAGAGGUCUUGGAGAUUAGAGAAGCAAAGAGAAAGCCAUAGAAGGCCACAUUCCAGCAGUCAAAGGUUCUCGUCUAGGUCAAAGUAUGAGUAUAAAGACAGAUUUGGGGAAAAGAAGAAGUAUGAAGAAAAGAAAUACGAGAACAAUUAUGAUGAAAAGAAGAAGAGUGGAAAGGAAGUGGUUGAUGAGAACAAAAAGUGUUACAAUUGUGGAAAGAGAGGACAUUUAGCCGUUAAUUGUAGGAAACCAGUGUCUAAAAACACUGAUUACUACAAGAACAUAUUUAUUCUCUCUAAGCAAAAAGAUGCUGGUAAAACACUCAUGGUUGAAGAUGAUCACUGGUUGAAUCUGAUUGAUGAAGAAGAGGAAGUGGAGGCUCAUGCCUACAUUUGCUUGAUGGUCAAAGAGGAUACUGAUUUGAUGGAAGAUGAAGAUACCAAAUUAUCUAUGAAGUAUUUGAAUCCUCUUAUCUUGAGCAGAUGCAAAGGAUGA
Molecule: messenger RNA, 498 nt
Organism: Cynara cardunculus var. scolymus (artichoke)
Lineage: Eukaryota; Viridiplantae; Streptophyta; Magnoliopsida; Asterales; Asteraceae
Exons: 2
Coding region: 1-498 (165 amino acids)
Molecular function (GO): nucleic acid binding; zinc ion binding
Source: RefSeq, a predicted model, not a curated record